AUGCACUGGGUGCAGAGUAAGCAAACAAGUGGUGAAAGCUGGGAUUUCAAGAAGACUGUGGGGUCUGUACAGAAUAGCUACGGUACACGAGAUUGGAAUUGCGCAGACAAUGAGAUUUUGGGGCGCUUGCGCGGGAGCCGUGCGGUGAGGGUCAAUGGCUUCUACAAAGACAUGAGUAACGUACCGAGAGAAUUUGCAGAGCUUUUGUGCAAGGGCUCAACAACAUUGCCACAGCAGCAUGUCCAGAGAGACCUCACCAUCCAUGGCUUCAUACUUCCCAAACACGAUGGUGAGAAGGGACAGCUGCAGAAGGUGGAUUGGAUGAACGCCAUGACAGAAUGCCGAGUGGCGAACCCUUUGCUAGCCGCGUACUACCACUUCCAACUGAAGAGGGCCUGCGGCUUAGAGCUUCAGUUUGAGAAGAGCGAACCCCAAGGCUGUGCAGACCUGCUGAUGCGAGCAUUGCCUUACAUGCUCUUCUCCAUGGUUGUGAGUUUUGAAGGAGGUGAGUCUGAGUUAGCGACAGAUGGUCUUCCGCAUGAACAGCAGUACAACAAGGCCGUCCACAGUGUGCUUCGGGACAUGGGCUACAGCACUUUUGCCCCAGAGGCGUCAGAGACUGGUAAGGGGAAGCCAGACUUCGCGGCCAAAAUUGGUGCUAAAACGUUUAUCAUCGAGUGCGCAAGGAGCAAAAUCCUUGAGCACCUUGAGCGUUUCCAGAAUCUGGAGAACUACAAGAUCGCCAACCACAAGGGUCUCUGCAUCAUUGGCAAUGACAAUGAGAAGAUGCUUGGGGCUGUGAGGAAGACGAAAGGAAGCGAUGUCCAAGUCAUGGGCUUGGUCCCCAACAUCGCCCACACCGCCUACACCGUUCACGUGAAGAGCAAGGGCAUCAAAAGCGUGAACACCUUCAGGGUGGACUGCGACCUCGUGGCAAGGAGGUUGGUGCUCAAAGACGAUGGCAAGCCUGAGCUCUACAGCGUCGAAUCGCUGAAGAGCAUGUCUCCAAACGCUGCGAGCAGCCCAUCUGCCGGAUCUGCAGGCACAAGAGUUGCAAGGUUUGAGACCGUUGCAGAUGCCAAGACGUGUGACUGCCUGGAGGAUUCGCGAUUGCCAGCCUUUGGAGUUCUGUGA
Symbiodinium natans is the source of this 1134-nucleotide messenger RNA. The record is from the annotation of a GenBank genome assembly. NCBI's taxonomy places the organism in Eukaryota, Dinophyceae, Suessiales, Symbiodiniaceae.